ACGGACAAGCUUGGUAAAUUUCCACCAAUAUUGUUUUUUUUUCUUUCUCAAUUUUCGGCUAACCAUGGACAAGUCUGAUACAGAGGAAAAUACAUACCGAAUAAGGCCUAAUUUUCAGCUCAAGUUUAAAUCGGCUGUUGCAAAGGAGUGCAUUCGCGAAAUCCUGAGGGAGCGUUUGUCUGGGCUGAAGUAUGACCCAGAGGACGUGGCUGCUUUGUCUUCGUCUCUGGCAGACUGCAUUAGGGACAAACUGAGGGAUGUGGGAUUUGACAGAUAUAAGCUUGUGGUUCAAGUGGUCAUCGGGGAACAACGAGGAGAGGGAAUCAAGAUGGUCUCAAGGUGUUUCUGGGACGCAGACACAGACAACUACGCUGAAGAUGUAUUCAUGAAUGACAGCUUGUUCUGUGUAGCUGCUGCCUUUGGGUGCUAUUACUACUGAGGAGGAUGGGUCACACAGCACUCUUUCAGAUUGGAGUGAGAUGUUUGGUGUAGAAAAGGAGACAAGUGGUCUAUUUUGCCUGCAUAACAUCAAUGUUGUCCACCAUCUGGAACCAUCAUUUGUGCAGUUCUUUGGUACACAUAUCCGAAGUAACCCAAGAUUUAACUGCAUAAUGCUUCAAUGUUCUCCAGAAGAGAAAGCUCUUGCUGUUUGAAGAAAGUACGGUAAAAAUAAUUCUGUUUCUAAAAAUGGAUUUAAAUCACAAUACAGUCAUGUGACCCACUGAAUUGAGAAAAAAGGAAAUGGAAAAAAACCCCAUCUAUUUAUAAUAAACUUUUAUAAUAAAGUAUCUAUAUUGGACUUUUUCUAAAAGCAAAUUUCAAAAUGCCUUAUAGGCCAUUAUAGAACAAAUGAUGCAGUAUAGUAAAAGAACAGUAAAUUUGGAAUGAUUGCCUUGCCUUUUUAUAUCUCAAGUGGCUAUAUGAUUUUGAAAAAAAAAACAAAAAAAACUGCCAACCAUGGUGAUUAUACAAAUGACAAGUUCACAUGCAAUGCCCAGCAGUGUUUAGCUCUCUGUGCCCAACUUGUCACAACUUCCACAACAGAGGUCGCUGUUCGCCUCUGACUCAGUUACCCACCGGGGAAACGUUCGGGCAACUUUGACGAACAGUUGCCUCAGGAUCUUCCUACUGUAAUAACACAGGAACAUCUUGUUUAAGACAUGUAUGUAAACUGUUCUUUGUCCUCCUUUUUGUCUACUGCAAGGUGUCUUGUUCAUUAUUAUUGCCUAAAGACUUGCCUAAGGUAUCACCACCCUUGUGAUGGGUUGACUAACUUUAAAUCUCUAAAUUUGCAUAUGCAGUGAUUCUCUGAGAAAGAGAGAUUAAUUUUAUAUUAGCUAAAUAUCAGCUAUCACUGCAGCACCUGAAACAACAUGGGAUGUUAAUUUGCGGGGUUUUUAAUACCAAAUAAAAAGUAGAUAUACAACAUAUUAAGAACGACAGCUACUUCUACAAGUGGGGAUUAAAAUCAUUUGUUUUUUUAACAUCUUUUUUUUUUAAAGUGAGAAAAUGGGUGCAUAUAUGGAUUGUAUCGUCUGCAGUUAAAUGGUGAUUUAAAAAAUUUAUUUUUUGCCAUUUGAACAUGAACUCUCAGCUCAGCCUUCAAUGUUGCUGUUUAUCUGUUUGGUCUCUUAUGUGCCAAUUUGUGCAGGGGUGAUUAAAAAAUUAUACAUUAUCUGUCAUUUGGUUUGACAUCAGAGCAACAUCAGGGGAGCUGUUUGUUCAGUUUGUAUGAACUGAGAUGCAUGUUUGCCUUUUCUUCUUUUGCAUUUGUUUUUCACUGCUCAACAACAUUUGAAAUUGAAAUGAAACUUGAAAAACAGAUAAGGUAAUAUUUGUGGUUCAUUUUCAGUGAAAGAUUUUCUCCUUGCAAGUUAAGCAU
Molecule: messenger RNA, 1882 nt
Organism: Lampris incognitus (smalleye Pacific opah)
Lineage: Eukaryota; Metazoa; Chordata; Actinopteri; Lampriformes; Lampridae
Gene: dynlt2b
Product: dynein light chain Tctex-type 2B
Exons: 5
Coding region: 65-439 (124 amino acids)
Biological process (GO): microtubule-based movement
Cellular component (GO): cytoplasmic dynein complex; cytoplasm
Molecular function (GO): dynein intermediate chain binding
Source: RefSeq, a predicted model, not a curated record